This is a messenger RNA of Fusarium redolens, 1965 nucleotides long. RefSeq lists its product as uncharacterized. The record is from RefSeq and is a predicted model, not a curated record. Lineage: Eukaryota; Fungi; Ascomycota; Sordariomycetes; Hypocreales; Nectriaceae. The coding region runs from base 1 to 1965 and encodes 654 amino acids. The transcript has 7 exons.
AUGACUAUCACCGAACAAGAAGCUGCCAAGUCGUCUCAUACCCAUCUUGUCAUGGUAAUAGUGGUGGUGUCUUUCUCUCUAUGCGUAUCACUUUUGUUUGUUGCGCUUCGAUUUUGGUGUCGUUGUAUCAUUGGAUUUUCGUAUUGGGACGAUGCUGCUGCUGUCAUGGCUUUGUUGUGUAUAAUAGGAAUGGGAUCUUGUAUACUUACACUUGUACCACUCGGCUUGAACGGCCCUACUGGAACGCUGCCAGAGGACAAGACGACACCGUUUUACAAGAUCGUAACACUAUCUUACUGGCGAUCCGCAUGCCUCGGGGCUAUAAUAGCGGUCGCACUCUGGAACAUCUGUCAAAUUCUGAUAUUCUUUCUCCAAUGCGCCCCCCUCGAGGCCGUAUGGAACCGUGAUAUUCGAAUGAAGUGCGUUACGAAUCGACUAGAGCUUGCAUAUGUUUGCGCUGCAAUCAACAUCUUGACCGAUCUCGUAGUAGCUCUUUUGCCGCUACCCGUUGUUUGGAAGCUCAACCUCCGCCUAUCCCAGAAAAUAGCUCUUUCAACUGUCUUUGGGCUUGGCUCCUUCUCAAUCGCGCUUGCUAUUGUGAGGAUAAAAUGGGUUGAGACGUGGUCGUUUAGUACAUGGGAUAUCGUCAGACCGCAGCUCUGGGCUUUGGCAGAGGUCACUUCAGCACUGGUCUGUGCGUGUAUCCCAACAUUCAAACCGCUCCUCUCGAUGAUUAAUGGUAUAAUUACUGGUCGGAAGAAGAAUUCUACAGAGUUUGUUCUCGAGGGACAUGGGAGCGAUGUUGAGUUCAAUGCGGGAAGCAUCAAACGUAAUGGGGGCUUUGGUGAGAAACCUGGACAUGAAAGGAUUUAUGGAAGCGAGACAUCUGUGCCAGUUGAGCAGGAUCCCUGGCAUAAUGGUAAUAAACUACAAAUUACAGAUGGUCUCAUCCGUCAAGAAACGGGGCGACUGUUCCCCUACAACCCAGAGUUUUACAACAACGCCACAGGCCUAUACGGCCCUGGCACCAUCUAUUGCUGGUACAUGCUUCUCGUUUCUGUCCUUGCCAGUUGGGCUUUCUGUCUAGCGGACGAGGAUGGACCUAAGAAGCCAGGCCUUUCAAGCGAUCUCCUAGGAGCUUUGGCAUACCCUGUAUUUGCCGCGACGGAUUUAGUUGUGCAGUCGAUGCGGAUGCUAAGCAUGGACAAACGCGCACUGGCUAUCUUUUGUUUGCGCAAUCCAGAGGUUAAACUUGACCUAUUUGGUCCUUUUAAUACCACUCAGCUCGACCUGAGUCACAUUCCGCCUGACACGGUGAAACUGGGCCAGCGUGUCAUCGAUAUCACUGGGCCGCUUGCUAUAUGCUAUUCUGCAACACCGUUUCUCCUUAUUCUCAUCAUUGGAUUCAUAGUCGAUACCGACUAUGCGCGGAACUGGAAACCAAAGCCAUCGGCACGUUGGGUGGUAAACAUAGCUUAUGGCUACAUCACACUGAUGCUCACAAUAUUUCACUUCAGUCUGGGUGACAUAUCAAUCAGUUUAUGCAUCGCCCUUUACGAAGCAAUGCUCCCGGUAAUGCUGACUAUCAUCUACCUCUUCACCGCAUUCAUUGGCCUGGCAUUCCUUACCGGUAUCAUCAUGCUGGCAUGGUCCCUGAUCGAAAGAAACCAUAAAGACACAGUGGAAGCUCUCAAAGUACUGGGAGGCUGUAUGUUUUUCGGUGGUCUACUGGUUGUUCCCGCAAUGCUGAUGAUUUAUCGGGACCGCAGUACCACAAUACCGGAUUUGGCAAUCAGAGUCAGUGAAAGGGACCAGUUGGCGACUUUGAUUGUUGGUGCUGUGACGUUGACUUUCACGGUCGUUGAUGUUUUUAGGAACUUUUAUCGGGAGAGACAUCAGGGAGAGGCACCCGAUGAGGAGAUGCAAAUGCUUCCGGCUGCUGAAGCAAACAUUGUGCAUAGCUGA